This is a messenger RNA of Trematosphaeria pertusa, 588 nucleotides long. RefSeq lists its product as uncharacterized. Gene Ontology annotation, molecular function: peroxiredoxin activity. The coding region runs from base 1 to 588 and encodes 195 amino acids. The transcript has a single exon. NCBI's taxonomy places the organism in Eukaryota, Fungi, Ascomycota, Dothideomycetes, Pleosporales, Trematosphaeriaceae. The record is from RefSeq and is a predicted model, not a curated record.
AUGGCCUCCAAAAACAGCACACAAACCCCACGUUUCCCGCCAGGCGAGCAGUCCAGUGCGCAGAAAGCAGCAGUUGCCGACGCAGAAGCAAGGGUCCUAAAAGUCUACGGCCCAACCUUCCAAUUGAAAGACGAAGCAGGAAAUCUCAUGGGACCAUUUGUAACCCUUCAAUACGCACCCGAAGCCUUCAUGCCCUACCUCAACUAUGUACACGCCUUAAACACGUUGCCCUACUUGACCACAAAGGAGAGGGAGUUGACCGUGCUGGCUGGAUGCUCUAUAACGCAGGCGCAGUUUAUUAUAUAUGCGCAUAAGAAGAUUGGGAUGAGCGUGGGAUUGACACAGGAGCAGGUGGAUGAUGCGGCGAGGGGGAAGGCUCCGGAGGGUUUGGGAGAGAGGGAGAGGUGCGUUUAUGGGGUUGCGCUUGAAAUAGCGCGGAGGCAGGGUAAGGUGGCGGACGACCAGUUUGAAGCGGCGACAAAAGAGCUAGGGAGGGAAGGCGUAGCUGCUCUAGCGAAUGUUGUGGGCGCAAUUUUGGCGAGUAGUGUGUUGGUUAAUGUUGCGGAUGUGCCCGUACCGGGCCAGUAG